AUGGCUAGACGGCCAGCUCAGCUGGACUUGAGGUCCGAAUCAGAAAACAGCAUGCGAUUCCCGAGCUUCUCCUUAGGAGACCUUCCCUCUCCGCGGACUGGAGAGAUUCCGCCGGCGCUCUCUCCGCUGGAUGCAUUCGCGCUCCAGUCACGGCUGCUGGCUCAGCGCUUCGAUGAAGAGAAGAAGGCUGGCAGACGGAUGAGCAGGCUACCGCCUAUGGUCGUUUCGGAGGAGCUCUCCCACCGACCUGGAUACUUCCGCUCUGCCUCUGGGGGCUCCGAGAGCGCCGCCGACGAUACACCGGCAAUCGUCGACGAAGACACUACCCCGCACUGCGCGAUUGAGAACACGCAGGAGCGAAGACCGGUUUCUCAUUACCCUUUGAUACAGUCGGAUGAUGGGUCUGUCGGACUGCUCUCAUACCAACAAUACAAGAGCGUGCUAGCCCCGCUACACGAGAGCGGACAAAGCAUCUCCGAGGCUCCUGGAUAUUUUGGCAUUCCCAGGUCCCAGUCGCCCGAAAACUUCAAAAGCCAGGCAAGCAGGAUAGAUGGCCCAGCCCGUGUCCCACCGACUUUGCCAUACAGCACUUAUCCCCCGCAGCAGACACCAAGCGUUCCGCGAAAACUUACCGUAGGCUCAACCGCAUCCUAUGGUCUAGGCAAUCUGGCUCCGCCCAGGUCACCUGGCCUAUCGAGAUCUCCGCGAGUCACACCGAGCAUACGGUCGGUGGCUGGCGAUAGCUCCGACGAUGCUGAGGGCGCGUCGCUCAGCAAUUCAGCAGGCUCGCUCCCAGCGCGAGAUCUUUCUAGCAACACGAGCAUUUCGAGAUCCCACUCGCCAUGCUCUCCUUACAACGCGCCAGUGCAGCGGUCCCCUUCCCUGUCUUCCGAGCACUCCGUGAGUGGCACAGGGCUUCCUCGGCCGGCGUUCAACUUCUCCAGGCCAAUCAGCAGAGCUGGCAGGCCGUCAUUUGAUACAAGGCCAUCCUUUGAAACCAGACCAUCAUUUGACUCGAGGCCAUCAUUCGACGCACCGUCCCGGCAGGCUUCCGGAAGCAGCGCGAAUAUGAGGCCUUCAUUCGAAUUUCCUACAAGGAAAGCAUCCGGUAACAGCCAGGCUACCUCCUGUUCGGAAGAUUCCUUCCACACGUCCGCCAGCGUUUGCAGCGAGGACUACGUGGACGCCCCCGACUCGGAAGAACGUCCGGGCACCUCCUACAUCUACGCCAGUUACUCCUUACCCAGGGGCAAGCGGAUGGAGCGCGAGUCAAUCGACGCCAAGAAGUUCCUCAGCAGCCAGUUCCAGUCAGACGAUCAGCCGCACCCCAGCAGCAGCCGGCGAGGAUCCACAAGACUGAGCUUGACACGGCCACCCUCUCCCCCGACGCCCCAGAAGAUCCCUCCCAGCCCCCGCCAAUCUCCCCAACCACCCCGCCCCUCGCCUUCCCACAGCCCCCACCCCUCCUCGCCCUCAAUCAGCUCGCACACGACAUCCAGCACCAUCAAAGCGCGCCUCGACCGCACCAAGCCCACCUCGGCGGAAAUCACACCAGAGCAGCACCUCGAGAAAGGCAUCCAGAGCCACGAGUCUGGCGACCUGAAGGAAAGCACCUACCACCUACGUCUAGCAGCCAAAGCCGGGCUCCCCACCGCAAUGCUGCUCUACGCGCUCGCCUGCCGCCACGGCUGGGGCAUGCGGCCCUCGCCCGCCGAAGGCGUCACAUGGCUGCAAAAGGCGGUCGACACAUCACAGCUUGCCGUCGCGGACGACGAGGAGGUCGCGGCCUCGCAGUCAGACAACUUCCUCUCGAGGAAAGAACACAAGGCGCGGUUUGCGCUGAGCAUCUACGAGCUGGGCGUCAGCUACAUGAACGGCUGGGGCACGAAGAUGGACAAGGGCCUCGCGCUGAGAUGCUUUGAGAUUGCGGGGAACUGGGGGGACCCGGAUGCGCUGGCUGAGGCGGGGUAUUGCUAUGCGGAGGGGGUUGGGUGUAGGAAGGAUCUGGUCAAGGCGGCGAGGCUGUAUCGCGCGGCGGCGGAGAAGGGCGUCAGCAUGACGGGCAACUCUUGGAUCUACAAGGAAAAGUACAUGGACAAGGCCGACGAUGAUCGAGGCCGUGCGGCGGGCCGCAAGCUGUCGAACGCGGAGAAGAAGAAGCCGCGGGACAAGUCGCGCACGAGGACCAUCUUUGGGCGGAAGAAAUCUACAGCUGCGUAG
Messenger RNA from Coniosporium apollinis CBS 100218, 2220 nucleotides. RefSeq lists its product as uncharacterized. Bases 1 to 2220 code for a protein of 739 amino acids. The record is from RefSeq and is a predicted model, not a curated record. The transcript has 3 exons. Lineage: Eukaryota; Fungi; Ascomycota; Dothideomycetes. Gene Ontology annotation, molecular function: protein binding.